UGACGUCAACCUAUGCCCAGUCAGUAUUUGUUUACAGAGGGGGACGCUUGUUGCUGCAGCAGCUCAGAGAUCCGGCAGUGUGAUCAAACAAGACUCCAUUUAUACAGAGAGGGAGAGAGAGACCAGAAGGGGGAAAUACACUCCACAGAGAGAGAGAGACCAGGAAGGGGAAAUACACUCCACAGAGAGAGAGAAGACGCGAGCAAGGCUGCAAUUGACGAGGCAGACAUGAAACUGAUCAGAUUAAUUCACUACCUGGUUACAGCGCGAGGACCAUUGUUUCCAAUCAGAGGCUGAUCAGGAUUGGACAGGGGAUAACAUGUAACAUUCUUCGGCCGAUGUAGCGAAUUUCAAAGGUUUCCCCCCUUGGAAACAUUUUCUUUCGCUGACCUCAGGAUUUUAUCUCUCCUGAUUGUUGAUGACAUGGCUUCUCGCUAGGCCAGGAAGGUUCAGAAAUCUCUCCCCUUGUGCGGACUGGGGAAGGGGAAAUUGCUCCCCACACAACGCGACACGGAUCCCACUGUCUCUGUUUUAUUUUGGCAAUGCUGGCGGAUUUUCCCAGAUCGGAGGGCAGGACUAUGCGGCGGAUCUGGAGUCAGACACAGUCGUACUGGACGUUUCUAAUGAAUGUCUUUCUCCUGGGCUGCUUCCUGCCUUUGGAAAAUGGAAGGGGAGCUGAGGCCCAAGAUAUUAUCCAAGUGGACGGUGUAUUCGACCACGCGUAUCUAGUGGUUGUCAAUAAUAACGUCCAGAAUAUAUUCGCUUUCAAUCACACCGUUUCACGGAACAAGACGGAGGGUGUCCGUGUCUAUGUGAAUGUUCUGUCCGAACAAUCCAAAAGCCCAGUGCUUUUUGUGAUCCGACAACAGAAAGCAGUACUUUCCUUCCAGGUGCCAUUGAUCCUCCGGGGGCUUUACCAGAGGAAAUAUAUCUAUCAGGAUGUGAGUCGUACGCUUUGUCAACCAGAGAUAAAGAGUGAAUCGCAGAUGCAAUACUUUUAUGUGGAUGUUUCGACACUGUCUGAAAAAAAUGCCUCAGUCCAACUGUAUGUGAAACGCAUAGAGCAUUUUGUCCUAAGAACUGCGGCACCAUUCCGAUUCAACGCGACACCAUCUCAACCUCAGUACUUUAAGUACAAGUUUCCUGAUGGUGAAGACUCAGUAAUUGUGAAGGUGACAUCAGAUACAGCAUUCCCCUGUUCUGUAAUCUCUAUACAGGAUGUCCUGUGUCCAGUCAAUGAUUUGGACAAUAAUGUUGCAUUUAUUGGCACCUAUCAAACUAUGACUAAAAAAGCAGCAAUUACUGUACAGAAAAAAGACUUCCCAAACAGCAGUUUUUAUGUGGUGGUGGUGGUGAAGACUGAGGAUGAGGCGUGUGGUGGAGCAUUGCCCUUUUACCCAUUAAAACAAGAUGAUCCCGUAGAUCGGGGGAACCGGAGUAAAACCCUGAGUGUGACCGUGGUGCCUGCUGUGAAUUCUGUGGCCUACGUAAAAGGGAUGCUAUUCAGCCUGGGGAUUUUCCUGGCAUUUUACCUGCUCACGUUGUUCAUCGCAUGUUGGGAGCACAAUCGGCAGCAAAAGAAGAGAGAGAGACUCCUGGGGAAAAGCAUCCUAUCUCCUGAUCAGUGUGUUUCAGCUGGUAGUUAUACUCCGCAGAGCCCUGAUCUCUACACUGGAAGCUCAGCGUGUCAAAGUUAUGGCUCCUUUGAGAAUGGCUCCAUUCUUGGAUCUGAAGCAAUCACAGACAGCAUGGAGUCAGAUUCUACCUAUGGUUACAUGGAGCGACCACUAGAAAACUUGAUCCGGCCACGUCUCGAUUCCCUCAGCUCCAUUGAGGAAGAUGAAUACGAUACCCUGGCAGACAUCGAUUCCGAUAAAAAUGUCAUCAGAACCAAGAAGUUUCUGUAUGUCUCUGACCUCGCCCGGAAGGACAAGAGAGUUCUCAGCAAAAAAUACAAAAUCUAUUUCUGGAAUAUCGCGACAAUAGCAGUUUUCUACGCACUGCCAGUGAUUCAGCUGGUUAUCACAUAUCAGACGGUUUUCAAUAUCACGGGAAAUCAAGACAUUUGUUACUACAAUUUCAUGUGUGCUCACCCACUGGGGGUCCUCAGUGCAUUUAACAAUAUCCUGAGUAACCUUGGAUACCUGAUGCUGGGCUUGCUUUUCCUGCUCAUUGUCUUGCAGCGUGAGAUUCUGCACAAACGGGCCCUAAUGAGGAAUGACAUCUGUGCAUUGGAAUGUGGAAUCCCUAAGCAUUUUGGUUUGUUUUAUGCAAUGGGGACUGCUCUCAUGAUGGAAGGGCUGCUCAGCGCCUGUUACCAUGUGUGUCCAAACUACACUAACUUCCAGUUUGACACAUCUUUCAUGUACAUGAUAGCAGGUCUCUGUAUGCUGAAGCUAUACCAGAAGCGUCACCCGGACAUCAAUGCCAGUGCCUAUUCUGCUUAUGCCUGUCUUGCCUUAGUCAUAUUCUUCUCCGUGUUGGGGGUGGUCUUUGGGAAGGAUUACAUCGUUUUCUGGGCUAUUUUCUCCUCUAUUCACAUUUUGGCGACCCUCUUGCUCAGUAUACAACUCUACUAUAUGGGCCGCUGGAAACUUGACACUGGGAUCUGCAGAAGGAUAAUUCAUGUGAUUUACACUGACCAUAUCAGACAGUGUAGUGGACCUGCCUAUAUAGAUCGGAUGGUAUUACUCAUUAUGGGGAAUAUCGUGAACUGGUCACUAGCUGCGUAUGGGAUUAUCCUGAGACCCAAAGAUUUUGCAUCCUACCUGCUGGCAAUAGGGAUCUGCAACUUGUUACUCUACUUUGCUUUUUACAUCAUCAUGAAGUUACGGAGCGGUGAAAAGAUCAAACCCAUCCCCCUGAUCUGUAUUAUCUGUACAGCUGUAGUCUGGGCCUUCGCUCUCUUUUUCUUCUUUCAGGGUCUCAGCACGUGGCAGAAAACUCCAGCCGAGUCCAGAGAACACAACAGAGAAUGUAUCUUGCUUGACUUCUUUGAUGAUCAUGACAUUUGGCAUUUUUUGUCCUCCAUAGCGCUAUUCGGCUCUUUUCUGAUCCUGCUGACUCUGGAUGAAGACCUGGAUCAUGUGCAAAGAGACAAAAUCUACGUAUUCUAAUCCCCGGCAUAGAAACACCGACUGCACAGCAGACUUUCUACCUUCGUACCUGAGGCCUGUUCCUCUGGAGCGACAAGAGGAGAAACGGUGCUCACAUUGCAGCUGCCAGCGAGUGAGCUUUGGAGGCGAUCGGGAUCUCAAGAGCCAGCCACAUUACACUAGCCCUUGAGCUGCCAGCUCUUGCACUUAAAGCGAAGUUUUUUGUUGGAGAUCAUUGUGCCACUGCACUGGUCUUCAGCUUAAGACAUUGUGCUGCUGACGUGAUGAUGACCGCUGGCUUCUUUUGCGUUGAUCAGUCUCUUACUUUGCAGGACACAACAUCGUCACUAUCUCCUUUUCCAGGUUACUCUUAAGAAGUGGCUUUUGUGUUUGAAGAGAUUCGUUUUAUGCACAAUUUUUGGAAUAAAAUCAGGUCUUGGCGAUAAGGGGAAAUGGAUACCCUUCAGUGGAAAAACAUUUAUCCGCACUUGUUUCGUUUUGCCAGUCCUAACCAACACUGUUAAUGGGGGAAGAGUGCGGUACUAGAAAAUGAAGGCAUCCCUGGCUUCAAAAGCAAAAUUGUUUUUUUGUGCUUUGCUGCACAGUCGGUAUUGGAAAGUUACAGCUGUUCCUGUGUUUGCGGGCAUUGUCUUGAUGGUAGAUUGGCACUACGCCCUGCUGUUGUGUUGAGCGCAUCCAUCAGGUGAUAGAUUGACAGGCCUGUUCAUUGGAACUCAGUCAGCAUUGAACUCCUACUGUUAACCAAUCUGUGGGGAACCAUUGGCUUUAGAAAUGGUGGAGGGAGCUGUGGCCAGUACCUUGGCCCAGAGGUUUUGAGGUUUAGUUUAGGUACGGAUGAGGGGUGGAAGGUGGAAAACUAAUGUUAAGGAAAGUAAAUUCACAAAAACAUAGCCUCAGGCGGAGGCGAUGAGUUUUACCUCUCUGUUGGUUGUUACAGGGUCAUAACUAAAAUGAAACACUUGAAUCGAGACUCUAAUGCAAAAUCAAUUCUCAAUCUUGCCAAAAGGAAUAAUGAAACAAUGAUUCAUAAUAAGCAAAAAACAUUCACUGGUGCUGUCCUGCCAUGAAGAUAAAGUUUGAAACUGGGGUUCACUGUAAUCGAAACACCAAGUUCAGCUGGCAGACCCUGUAAGCUCCUUUACAAUAUAUCGAUUUGUGUGUGAUAUGGGAAUAUUUGGUGCUAUCGCUGGGUGUAACAUGUGAAAAUAUUCCCUCACUAAUCUUAAUGUUAUACUGUAGUCUAGUUGGGGAAGUUCCCCCUGGAGGGUCUGUACAUUCUGCAUUGUAAGAUCCAUUAUGACUUAUACUGAGGCACAAUCUGCAUUGUAGCAAGCACAUUAUUAAUCCAUGACUCAUCACUGUGCACUCUUUAAUAUCCUCAGAUUAGUUCUCAAAGGGAGAUUGACCUCCCCACAACCUGACCUAGAGAUACUGAUGGCCUCACAGAUUAGUAUAGUAACAGGCAGUGGAUAUGUUAGGUACAUACACAUGUUAGACCCACAACAUCUGUGCAUCCAUGUAUAUAAGGUGCUUGCUGCAGCUGCUUAGUAUCCAUAAUUCUCUGUAAUGGCAGGUAUCGUUUCAUAAUGUGUUGUAUACUAUAGGCAUGGGCACAUAACUCAGAGUCCAGCUUUCAGAAAGACUUGAAACAAGUCCGCAUCAGUGGGUUUACUCAGCUUAGUGAGGAUAUCCACUUCAAAUAGAGGUAUUGAUGGUGAUGACAAUGCCCCUUUAGGGAGCCCACCCACUAGGAAAUGUGACUGAAGGCUCCAGUAGUGUUUUGGAUGUACACAUCCUUUUAUUGUUGCACUCUAAGUAGGGCAAGCAAUCUGGUUUGGCACGAGAUCCCACAAACUUCUACACUUACCGAGUGCCGUAUGAUGUAUUGUUCGAAGGUGCAAGUUUACAGAAACUGCCCCUAAGACAACGCAAAUGCCUGUAUCAGUUUUCGGAUCUCUUGCUUGCUUGCUCUAUCCAUUGUCACAUAGUACAUUCAUAAUAUACAGAACACAAAGGUUCAGAGUGUUAAUGACUGAUUCUUACAAAGUUGCUAUAUUGUUACCAGAAGGGAAGAAUAAGGCUAAUCAUAAAUCAGAUAGCUAGACUUUGCCUUUUUAAAGAAAUGAAUGGUAAAUGCUGCUAUAAUUGAAUGCUGCUGUAUUAACUGCUCCAUCCUGCUGUAAAGUGUAAAGUGUCUAACUGCUCAACAAUAAGGUCGAUUCAAGGAAUUUGACAGCACAAAUUUUUGAUAAACUUUUUAAAAUUUUUCCUCUUGAUUUCAGUAAAAUUUAAACAAUUCCUUGGAAUAUUUUAUAGAUACUAGUCGAUGAUAUUUGCAGGGACACACUGGGGAUCUUCAAAGCAAUCUUCAUUUCGUUAGCACGACAUACAGAGAGUCGACAGAGCGAGGGUCGUAACUUGUUGCAACUAGAGCUGGUCAGGGGGAGGGUGGGUCCAUGAGUUACUUUAAGGCGAUGUCUUCUGAGGUUCCGGUGUGUGCACUGGGGUUUUGGCGUGGCUCCAGUCAUCAGAUAGUGCCAGAAUUCCUUUGGCAGACUGGUGUGUUGUGUUAUUUCUGAUGUUUGCAAUGAAGCAAGCUCAGGUCUGGGAGUACAUGAGAACUAUAUUAAUCUAGAGUUUGCUUUUAAAAUGGUUGAAAACUGAUUUACAAAACGCAGUGGAGAAAAAUCAAGGUAGAUGCUUCCAUCAUCAGAUUAGUCACAUUAACCAGAUUGAAUGGUAGUUGGCCAGCUACUGAGCAAUAUUGGUGAUGGUGACUAGAAUGUAGGUUUAUUCUCCCUUUAGUCUCUAUAUAUCAAAUCAGCACAUUGCUGUCCUAUCAAAGUGAUAUUUAUGGCCCCUGCAAUGGUAAUGAUAAAUUUCCUCUUCAAAGGUUACCGUUUGGGCUAUGGUACCGAUCUCCAGUUAUAGUUGAAACAGCCAGAUCUAUUGGAAAACUGAUACUGUGCCAGUGAAGCAAGUACAGGACUCAGUCUCCUGCUCAAUUUCCACAUCCUAAACAAUGGGGCUGACUUUGCACAGCUCAAAGGAAGGAAGACUGAGUGAUCCUGGCUGGGAUUUGACCCAAGACCAUGGGACUUCCAUCCAUGGAAUGCAGUUCGUCCGGUUUGUACAGCAAAUGUUGUAAUAAUAGUUUAAUAUGCUGAAUUUUUGCCAUCUAAUUCCUUUUGACCAUCAGGGAGAAAUCCAUAAUUUGUUGUGUUAAUAAAUGACAAACAACAUUGACACAGCACCACCUAACUUUACGCUUUAUUUGGCAAACCAUUUUGCACAAAUCCCAUGAUCUGACCCAGCGAAGUGUUAGCAUACACCCAAUAUUUAUCUUGCAACCAUAGAACUGUUUGUUGCAAUACUCUCUGCCUAACACUGUUUGGUCAUUUGAAGCAUUUAACUGCUGUAGGGUUGAGUAUGAAGCUUUUUUUCCCCGCUUUGAUGAUCGGCUGAGGGACCUGCACGAAACUGGCAAAAAAAAAUGUACUGGUUUGUUUGCAAUGGAAAUGCGCUCUAUUAGAAGACUGAAAGGGGAUAGAACACACAUACGCAGUGCUGCAGACCUCCUAACACUCCCAGCAUGCUGACCUUUGUUAGAUUGCACAUUAUAAUGUUCCACUGCCAGAUGAAGAUUAUCCCUUAUCACCUUCAUGAGAUUUACCAGGGGCCAAAUAGUGCUGUAUAUCAUAGCCCAAACUGAUUUCCCAGCUUUUGACUACUUGUGACCUCAGUAAUUUCUGCACUGUCCUUCACCCCUUGGAUUGCAAUGUUGGAGAUUUAGAUUCCAUGGUGCAGCCAAAUCUAAUUCGGAAACACAUGGAGCUCUGGGUAUAGUUCGCCAUGUUGUUAAAAUGAUAUAGAGGCAUUGGAGAGGAUGCAAAAAUGACUAUCAAAGAUGACACCAGAACUGUAGUGUUAUAUCUACCAGGAAAGGACAAAGAGGCUGGGUCACUUUAUCUUUCUUGAAAGGAAAAGGUCUUAAAGUAUGAAAGGUUUUGACAAAUCAAAUGGGGGAUUCAAAAAAACAUCUUCUUUACCCAGAGUGUGGUCAGAAUGUGGAACUUGUGACCACACAGUGUAGUUAAGAUGAACAAUAUUGAUGCACUUAAGGGAAAUCCAGAUAAGCACAUGAGGGAGAAGGGAAUAGAGGGUUAUGCUGACCAAGUUAAAUGAGAACGGUGGAAGGAGACUCCAGCAUAAAUGCAGGCAGGGACUGGAUGGGCUGAAUGGCCUGUUUCUAUGUUAUAUAUUCUAUACCGUUAUGUAUUCUAUAUCAUUUUGGCACUGGCAUUCGCCUACUACCUCUCUGCAUCAAUGUGGAUGUGGCAGUGCAACUACAGCCCCUCUCCCCUUUAAUCCCCCCCUCCAAGACUUGUAGUUUUUUAAUCUUGUGGCAACAUCUGAAAGCCAGGGCCAAAUGUACCAAUGAUGGUUAACUCCCAACGUUUCAUCACAAAGGAUAUGCCAAAUGGCCAUUGCUCAACUUCAUUCAGAUAUCACCAAAAGGGACACUAGAAGAUGAAAACCUUUAGUAUCUUAUUAUUCCAUUUCUCUUAUACCUUACUGAACUACAAAUCCUCUGUUGGGUUGAAGAUAAAGUGCAGUUCAGGUCUUACCAACACAAUUAGUUUAAUUGUCUAAUCAGUUUAAUAGUUUAAUUUAGAUUGUCACUGGAUAAUUCUGUUCUGUGGCGCUGUUCUUGAGCAUGAAGGACUGUCUGAAUUUAUAUAUAUAUGUAUAUAUAUGUAAAACACUGGGCGAAGAUUUGAAUUGAAAUCCCAGCUUGAGACGGUUGCUGAAGACCAAUAUCCCUCAGCAAAGACAAAGAAUUGUAAGUCCAUUGCUGCAUCUGAGUACUUCAUAUUCUACAUAUUUCUAUAACGGUCAGUUGGCUUACCAGAUCAAAGUAAUUUAGAGAACUUUAGGGUGAAUUUGUGGAUUAUUGCUAAUGUUGUCUGUUGCAGCAGGGAAUGUAUGCCUGGUAUAUCAGUGGUGCGAGUAGAGAACUCCAUUAUUGUGGCAAUGUGGGAGAAGGUAUAGGUUUGAGUUGAUCUAGGCUAGUAUUUGAUUACUCCUUAUUCAGACAUCUGAAAACUUAUCUUAACAAUUUUAACAUGUCACUAACUCCGAAUCAAAAAAAUUAUAUGUCCAAUGUAUCCAAGGAAUGAUUACCUUAAUGUUUUGCAACAAUAGUCUUCCCAGAACAUUACCUCUUAAAAUAUUAACCCAAACCAUGAACUGGAUAUUUGUCACAUCUGAAAAGGAAGAAUGUGCAUGGUUACAGGGAGAAGGCAGGGUAAUGACACUAGGUGCAUUGCUCAUUCAGACAGCCAGCACAGACACAGUGGGGUGAAUGGCUUCCUUCUGUGCUUAUGUGAUUCUGUGAAUUGUCCAUGCAUGGGUUUCAGGCUUCAGUUGUGUUAAUUGUGUCAGCAAUCUGGUGUGUACACAUCAUCCAAAUACCAGGACUGUCUGUAACCAAUUGUCCUCCGCAUACUUUCUGUUUAAAAAGUUUUGUGAAUGCAAAAGGGUUGAAGGGUUCAUUUAUGUUUACAAAACUCGUAAAGAAUGAAGAUUCUGCCUUUGUUUGUGUAGCAGUGGUUCACAGUUUCGGGGCCUUUAUUAAAAAUUGUUUUGUUUACUUUUAUGUAAUUUUAUUACUUACUGUACAGCUUUGUUUCUGUUGUAACAGAAAACCGUUCAAAUAUAAUAAAGUCCAGAACCUACUUA
Molecule: messenger RNA, 8858 nt
Organism: Carcharodon carcharias (great white shark)
Lineage: Eukaryota; Metazoa; Chordata; Chondrichthyes; Lamniformes; Lamnidae
Gene: sidt2
Product: SID1 transmembrane family, member 2
Exons: 26
Coding region: 543-3116 (857 amino acids)
Cellular component (GO): membrane
Source: RefSeq, a predicted model, not a curated record